Messenger RNA from Scophthalmus maximus (turbot), 1829 nucleotides. RefSeq names its product olfactory receptor 3A1-like. The transcript has a single exon. NCBI's taxonomy places the organism in Eukaryota, Metazoa, Chordata, Actinopteri, Pleuronectiformes, Scophthalmidae. Gene Ontology annotation, biological process: G protein-coupled receptor signaling pathway. Bases 1 to 978 code for a protein of 325 amino acids. Gene Ontology annotation, cellular component: membrane. Gene Ontology annotation, molecular function: G protein-coupled receptor activity; olfactory receptor activity. The record is from RefSeq and is a predicted model, not a curated record.
AUGGAACUUUUCAACUCUGCUCUGGGGAAAAACAUCACCUUUGUCCGCCCUGCGUAUUUCAUAAUCAGCGGCUUCAUCGCAGUGCCCAAUGUCAAGUAUUACUAUGUCUUUCUGUUCUUUGUAUAUUUUGUUUCGGUGCUGGGGAACGCGUCCGUGAUGGCCGUGAUACGCCUGGAUCGCAAGCUGUGGACGCCCAGAUACGUGGCGGUUUUCAACCUGGCCCUGGUGGACCUGUUGGGCAGCUCUGCCCUGGUGCCGAAGGUCCUCCACAUGUUCCUGUUUGACCACCGCCACAUCCCCUACAACGACUGCCUGACGUUCCUUUUCUUCUGCUACGUGUUUCUGUCAAUGCAGGCUCUCAACCUGGUCGCGCUCUCCUACGACAGACUCAUCGCCAUCAUCUUCCCGCUGCACUAUCAAGUGAGGGUGACUCGCCGGCUCAUGUCGUCCUUGAUCGGUUCGUUCUGGCUCUUUGCCGCUGCCGGGACGCUCACCGCCGUCGGCCUCCUCACCAGACUUUCCUUCUGUCGCUCCGUGGUCGUCAACAGCUACUUCUGUGACCACGGCCAGAUGUAUAGGCUGGCCUGCAACGACAACACACCCAAUGUGGUCGUAGGUCAUUUGUUACCACUUGCUGUUCUUUGGCUGCCGCUGAGCUUCAUCCUGUUGACUUACGUGUGCAUUGGCUUCACUUUGACCAAAGUGGCCACAGUUCAAGAACGAGCGAAGGCCUUCAAAACCUGCAUGGCUCAUCUGUCUCUGGUGGCCAUCUACUUCCUCCCGAUAUUGAUCACAUUCUCCUCGAGAGUUUCUCCAAACGCCAGGAUCAUCAACCUGUCCCUGACCUCUGUCUUACCUCCCAUGUUGAACCCAAUCAUCUACGUUCUGCAGACGCAAGAAAUCAAACAAUCCGUGACGUCUCUGCUGAGAAUCAGAAAGCGAUCCCAAGUGACAGUGAAGAAGGUGAUGGUGAAAUGACCGCCGCUGUUUGUUGUGUGCUGUGUGUUUGGGCCCCUAUGUUAAAUGCAGUAGAAUUUGGUGGAAUAAAAUCAAUCACGCACCAGAUAAGGAGCAAACUAAAUACUUAAACAACAAUGCGCAAAUGUUUUGACAUGAAUUUAUUCCAAAUUAUAAUUAUUAACCUCAAAAUCAAGUUACAUUUUAAAAAGAACGAGUGAACUGAAUGCAUUUGAAGAGGAAUGAUUUUUUUUUUUAUUAGAUUAGAAGUGGGCAUUCUCACACCGGGAAUCGAACCUGGGUGAGAACCAGGAAUCCUAACCGCUAGACCAUACGGGACUUUAUCUUACUGUCAUCUUUGUGAACCAUCUACAGGAAGUGCAGAUUCCGCAGGGCUCAGCUUCUCUUUUUCUGAUCCUACUCUUUGCAGGAACUGUAAUAUUUUCUAAGAGGAACAAAGCAAAUGUAUCCGGAGUAACUCUUUUACUCUCAUCAUCAUCUUCAAUCACAGUCAAUUUUGGGCAAUUUUUUUUUUUGCCAGUCUCAAGGUUCUGUGUGUAGCAAAGCUCCUGUCAGUGAUGGACAAUGACCCCCACCGCACGCAGGACACUGUCUCUGCACUGAACAGCUCCGUCAGCGACCGGCUCCUUCGCCCUACGUGUGUGAAGGAGCGGUACCGCAGGUCCUUCCUUCACACACACUGCACAACCAGCACUGCUCUCAAUAGGACUCACACAAACACACACAGGACUCAACCACUGUAAAAUAACUCACCGAUACACUUGCAAUAACUUACUGUGCAAUAUUUAUACUUUAUAUUUUUUAAUAUUCCAUGUGCAACUAUAUGCUACUGCUUUUAAUAUAGUAUUGAU